Penaeus chinensis is the source of this 2146-nucleotide messenger RNA. RefSeq names its product hemicentin-1-like. Bases 7 to 918 code for a protein of 303 amino acids. The record is from RefSeq and is a predicted model, not a curated record. The transcript is spliced from 6 exons. Gene Ontology annotation, biological process: synapse organization. Gene Ontology annotation, cellular component: neuron projection membrane. NCBI's taxonomy places the organism in Eukaryota, Metazoa, Arthropoda, Malacostraca, Decapoda, Penaeidae.
UCCGGGAUGGGAUCAGCUUUAGUACUAUUGCUUGUCGUGGUGCAGCUGGUGCUGAUUCCGGACGCCGCUGCGGAUUCCCUCGAAACAGCAGAGCCGAGCGUGGAGAGCCGCAUGCCGCGAUGGGUGACAGCCUCGCCGUCGGGCUCCCCCGCGGAGGAGACGCAGGGCUUCUCCAUGGUGUCCCCGCUCCCCACGCCCUCCAAUCUCACCAAGACCAACACCAGCGACAACAUCACGGCGCAGCUGGGGGCGUCGGUGUUCCUGCCUUGCAAGACGCAUCACUCCAUGGAACGGCAGGUGUCCUGGGUCCGACGCCGGGAUUGGCACAUCCUAACAUCCGGGACUUUGACCUAUACCAAGGAGGCAAGGUUCUCCGUCCACCAUCCAGAGGGCAGCACUGAAUGGACGCUGGCGAUCAAAUAUGUGGAGCUGUCUGACGCAGGCACCUAUGAAUGCCAGAUCUCCACGGGCGGUGGAAUUGUGUCGCACCUUGUACAUCUGAACGUGGUAGUCCCCCGGGCGGUCAUACCAGGCAACGGCGAGUACCACGUGGACACAGGAUCGACCAUCUCCCUGGAUUGUUUCAUUGAGCAGAGUCCCAAGGCGCCACAGUAUAUCUUCUGGUACCACAAUUCUCGCAUGAUCAACUACGACAAGGACAGGUCGACGGUGCACAUUGAUACGGGUCCGCGCGUCAGGUCAAGGCUCACGGUGAACAAUGCCAGGUCUUCGGACUCGGGGAACUACACGUGUGCAGCAGCCAACACGGACCCGGCCUCCAUCACGGUGUAUAUAACGGAAGCCAACAAGAUAGCUGCCAUCCAGCCUCGCGCUGUUGACGGUGCCAACUCCCUCAGCGGAUGCCUGGCCCUGAUGACGGCUCUUCUGUUCCUGUGCCACGCCCUUGCAGCCUACUGAGUCCUGCUACCCUGCUCCCCGCCCUUCUGAAUCCGCUGUCGCGCCCGCGAGGCUCACGGGCGGCACCAGACACGCCGCUGUGCUCGCUGCGUUUUCUCGCCAGCGGUGAGCCGCCGCUCCCGCGCCGGGCGCUCGAGCCGCUUCGCCCCGUCGUCGGCCGGCGGCGACCCGCUGAACCUAGGGGAGCGUUUCUCCGUCACUGAACUUUUUGUGGCUUUACAAGCAGACUGAAAGACUGUCGCCUCCCGGAAGAUCAAAGCAGCGCUGCGGCGAUACGCGCGCCGCUAGAGAUGGAGAAGGGAGCAUCGGCUGACUGUGUCUUCCUUUCGAGUGGAAGGAAUCGCCGCUUUGGGCAUCGCGCGGAGGAUGUCCCAGCUCAGUGACUUACAGAGGAUCCGAGAACUCAAAGUGUAACCAUUUUCAGUGCGAUUUGUCGAGCGAGACACUCUUUUGAUAACCUGUGUGGGUGCUCCUUCGGGCAUGUGUGACUAUUAUUUUCCUUUUUUAGGUCUGUGUAUAAGGAGACCCACUGACAAGCCCAGUUUGAGUGACGAACUAAGCCAUUGAGAGCUGUCUAGAAAUGCAGAUAUAUUCCUUUAAACUACUACGAGCCUUUCACCCUAUGUUACGAAUUAAAAAGUAAAAAGAAAAAUGAAUAUCUCGAUCAAAAAGAGAAUGAAAAAAAGAAAAAAAAGAAAAAAACAAAAAACAAAGCAUAAGCAGUCGAACUGUCUUACACACCUGCCAGGCACUUUAAAUAACAGUGCGUUUGCUGUAUAGUCGUACAUCUUCAUAUACAUGUCUCUUUGCAGCCGCGUAGAAUCGCCACUCAGUGGAGGUUAAGCGCACGUUGAGGCAGCAAGUUUCGCGACAGGCCAGUACCACCGCAGCUGCAGGCUCGGGGAGAACAAGGAUAGGACAACCUGCUUUCUUUGUUAGAUCUGAAUGUGCUUUUGUCCGUAAAAUCCUCGGCAGCAAAACUAUAUCAAAGGACCGUCCCGGUGAAAAGAGAAACGUGUAACAAGACUGUCAAAGUGUGUGUAUGUCCUUGCAAAACCGUUUCUUUUACGUCAGACUCUCAGCAAUAUGUUAUAGAGGUAUUUGGAGUCACAACAGUUGAUAUAAUAUUCAAAAUAUUGUUUAUGUGACCAUAAACCGAAAUUGUGGAUGUAAACAUCACACACACACACACACACACACACACACACACACACACACACACACACAC